Molecule: messenger RNA, 2602 nt
Organism: Branchiostoma belcheri (Belcher's lancelet)
Lineage: Eukaryota; Metazoa; Chordata; Leptocardii; Amphioxiformes; Branchiostomatidae
Exons: 5
Coding region: 107-1942 (611 amino acids)
Biological process (GO): multicellular organism development; negative regulation of canonical Wnt signaling pathway
Cellular component (GO): extracellular region
Molecular function (GO): co-receptor binding; receptor antagonist activity
Source: RefSeq, a predicted model, not a curated record
AGUGAGUCAUAACCACCCGAUCGUUCUCUGAAGAAGGGUACCGAUUUCUUACUACAAUUUCGUCGACAUUUCUGGUCAGAGAAGACGAGAACAUCAUUCCAAGACAAUGAAGUGUGUUGUAGCUUUUGCGGCGGUGGUACUGCUUGCACAACUGCUGGGGUCGACUUCGGCUGCGUUCUUCCGUCACCAUCGGGAGGUCCGGAGCCAUGACCGCUUCGGAAACCUCGUGCAGCGCGUACGCGUGAAGAAAGAUCUCAGCAGCUCCGUCACCAAGAAUCGUCCAGCCAAUCCCUUCGCCGGAAUUCUGAAGCGCGCGAAGAAAGAUCUCAGCAACUCCGUCGCCAAGAGUCGUCCAGCCAACCCCUUCGCCGGAAUUCUGAAGCGCAGGGAAAGAAGCUUCGACGGUCUGUUCGGACUUGUGAAUGGAAUGCUGCAAGAAGAAGAACGCAUGCUUGAAGCCGUGGAGAAUGAGAUAGAGCAGGGGAACUUACAAGAAGUAGACAGCAACUCUUAUGAGGAAGACCUCGGGAACGGCGAGAAGGCUAAAGUUCAUGAAGAAGUGCUGGAAGACAAGGACACAGGCGCGUCUAUCGUGAUAGACACCAUAAGCGCGGAGGGAGGUGGGGACCUGGGCUUGGACCUGGAAGAUUUAGAGUUGCCCGACUUUGCCGAGCUAGGCUUUAACCCGGAAGAUUUGCCCGACAGCCCUUUCGACAACAAGAACUGCGUGCACGAUGACGACUGUGACGGAGACAUGGUGUGUUUCGGCCCGGUGUUUGACAGGGUGUGCGGGGUGCCGUACGGAGAGGGGCAUCCCUGCUUCCAGGACGACAUGUGCCGCCGGGACGCUCUCUGUGUCAUGGGCAAGUGUAAGAAAGGUGCGGUCCAGGGACAGGAGGGCUGUGUCUGCCAUGUCGCUGCGGACUGCCAGGACGGCCUCUGCUGUGGGUACAUGGAGGGGGAUGAGUUCAUUGAUAUCGUCACGCCGGUGUGCAGGCCGUUUUUCCAGGAGGGGGAGCCGUGCGGACAUGGCGGGUUCCUGGCCCUGCUGAUGGGGUCGGCAGGAGACUGCUCCUGCAACACCGGGCUACACUGCGCCCAAGACGAGUUUGCUCCGCGUGGUCAUCACGUCUGCACGGCAGAUGAGAGCCAGGUUCCCGACAUUGGUAUUGAACCCGAAGAUAUUCCGCUGCCCCCGAUACAUCACCUAGCAAGGAGAGAGAUCCGUGCCGCCGAAAACUUCAACGACAUCAGCGGUGUUCUCGAGAAAUUCCGCCAGUGGGUCAAGGUGGUUGUUGGAAUGGUCGAUCAGGCGGAGGGAUAUGAGGAGGAGUGUCCGGAGACCGAAGAUGGUCCGGAAAACACCGAAGACAACCCGAAGGAUCCCAAAGACGGCCCGGAAAAGACCGACGACAACCAGGACAUUGCCGACGCCACCGAAGACGAAGCCGAAGAUGACGGCUUUGACGAGUUCCUUGGAGAAUUCAGAGAUCUGGUCAACGCGGAAGUUUUCCCCUCCGACGACUCUGACGGAGCCGACGACAGCCCGGAAAACACCGAAGACAUCCCGGAAAACACCGACGACAACCCGAACAUUGCCGACGCCACCGAAGCCAAGCCCGAAGAUGACGACUUUGACGAGUUUCUUGGAGAAUUCAGAGAUCUGGUCAACGAGGAAGUUUUCCCUUCCGACGACUCUGACGGAGCCGACGACAGCCCGGAAAUCACCGACGACCGCCCGGAAAACACCGACGACAACCCGAACAUUGCCGACGACACCGAAGCUGAACCCGAAGAUGACGACUUUGACGAGUUUCUUGGAGAAUUCAGUGAUCUGGUCAACGAGGAAGUUUUCCCCGCCGGUGAGAGUUCUGAACAAGCCGAUGAUACCGAAGAAGAUUUUCCUGACGAUACCCUAAAGUUUGAGCCUUUUCGCGGUUAGAUGAGGGUCUGCAUGCCUGUCAGCAUUGCUGACCCUCCUAAAUUAUACGGUAAAGCGUUACCGGGAUCCCCCCAUGCAGACCCUCUUAGAUGUAGGCACAUAUCUAGCUAAGCAAGAUGUUAAUCAAGAGGAAGAAGCCAAUGUUAUUGAAAUAUGGUUAAAAAUGCUGCUAAAUCUUUAUUCACUGCACAAAAUGACUUCCUCCCUUAUAGCUCUAAGCUUGUCACUCAUGUUUACAAUAUGAUAAUAUUGAGGAAAUAUCAUGAAUAGACCAUAAAAAGAUUGUUAAGUCGUUCGAAAGUUUGAUAGCUGACUAAUCUUACUAAUGAAUUGCAGGAACCAAAGAAUAUGUAAACAAGAGGCAGAUAUUAUAUGCCGCAAGCAAUAGGUUAAGUGACUUCUACAAUACAAUGUAUGUACUAACUCAAGUUUAAAUGUAGAAUGCUAGUCAGUACUGACAAUAGUGUAACAGCAAUUUGGGAACCUAAAACGCAUAUAUUACGUACAGCCCUGGAAUUAUGUCUUUUUUGCUUGUUUCUAUACUUGUUCAUAGAUAAAUGCUACCUCUUUGCUGCAUACAUCAAGAUGAGUAAUGCCAUGAAAUGUCAAUAAGAAGUUAUAGCAUACCUAUUGCAAUAAAGAACGCUUCUUUAAAAUGGA